Molecule: messenger RNA, 597 nt
Organism: Anopheles nili
Lineage: Eukaryota; Metazoa; Arthropoda; Insecta; Diptera; Culicidae
Gene: Arl6
Product: ADP-ribosylation factor-like protein 6
Exons: 3
Coding region: 1-597 (198 amino acids)
Biological process (GO): vesicle-mediated transport; protein localization to cilium; cilium assembly
Cellular component (GO): cytoplasm; axoneme
Molecular function (GO): GTPase activity; GTP binding
Source: RefSeq, a predicted model, not a curated record
AUGGGGCUGUUUGAUAAGCUGGCCAACAUGCUUAAGAUGAAAAAGGAGCAGAUCAACAUUCUGGUCGUCGGACUGAACAACAGUGGCAAAUCGACGAUUGUGAACCACUUCAAGAACCCGAACGAGCGGACAUCGAUAGUCGUCCCGACGGUUGGAUUCAGCGUGGAGCGAUUCGAAAUUUGCCUUUUGAUUCCAGACCAAGGAGUGUUUUUCACCGCAUUCGAUAUGUCUGGAGCGACGCGCUACCGGAGCCUAUGGGAGCAUCACUUCAAAUCCUGCCAAGGAAUAGUGUUUGUGAUCGAUUCGAGCGAUCGAAUGCGAUUAGUGGUCGUUAAGGACGAGCUAGAAAUCCUUUUGCAACACCCAGACAUUUCCAACCGACGCGUUCCUAUUCUUUUUUUCGCCAACAAGAUGGACUGCACCGAUGCACUGUCUAGUGUUAAAAUCGCAGCUGGAUUGGGGUUGGAAAAAAUCAAAGAUAAACCGUGGCACAUCAGCUCGAGCAAUGCGCUAACCGGCGAGGGUUUGCAGGACGGCGUGCAGUGGAUGGUGCACCAGAUAAGAGAAUGUGUUGCAAACAGCAAAGAGCAUAGGUAG